Molecule: messenger RNA, 1958 nt
Organism: Andrographis paniculata
Lineage: Eukaryota; Viridiplantae; Streptophyta; Magnoliopsida; Lamiales; Acanthaceae
Exons: 6
Coding region: 205-1836 (543 amino acids)
Source: RefSeq, a predicted model, not a curated record
AUCGUACUUCUCGCGGAAGGUUUUCUAAGGACAAAUUUAAUAUUUAUAUAUUUUUAUAAGGGUUUUGUUUGGUUUUCCCGGCUGGCGGCGCCGGAAAACUUGCUCCGGCGGUGCAGAUUGUGUAAGAGUUGAAUUGAGGCUGCAAGGCCACGUGGAGGCGUUCAUUGUUUGGUGAAAAGCUUUUGAACUGAAGCUACUGAUCAAAUGUCUUUUCAGAACAGCAGUUUUUUGUUACGCUAUGGCUCUACUUCUCUGGCUGAUGGACAAAUGCAAUUUGAGACUUCUGUUAGAAUGGAUCAAAAGCGUGGCCACCGUUGGUUGAUGGGUGCUUCGGAGCAAGAGCUGUUUCUCAACAAAAAGCAAGCAAUAGAUCCUGAUCAAGGCACUUUGGAGCCAGGAUUUAUCAACAGUUCAUUGUGGCACAAUGUUUCUGGGUCUCAGACAGGCUAUCCAGCAAACAACCAACUGUUCUGCCCCAAGCUUCUCCGGAGUCCAUAUAUAUCUGAUAAGAGUAACCCCUCAGCCUCCCCUACUCUCGUGAACGUUGAAAAAAUCAGUUUUCAAAAUCAAUUUGGGAGUUCUUCAAAUUGCGCAUCCAUGCCUCAGGCAAUGGAUGAUACUGGACGAAGGGAAGUAGAACUCAAGAAGGUCAGCGUUUCAGAUGAUUGCUCGCCUGAGUUUGUAGGGAAUUCUUUCUACCCAAGGGAGAAGGAUAAACUAAUGAAUGCUGCGGAUCCAUCAACUGCCAUUUCCAUGAUUCCAGUAUCUACCUAUAAUUCCGAUAAUGGGAUUUCUCUUCCUGUGAAUCCUUCCUUGUGUAAGAUGGACAAAAGCUUAAUUUCAGACGAAUAUAAUGGUGGCUUGAUGCUCACCCACCAACUCUACAGCAGGAUUCUUAACAAUGCGCAAUCUGUUGGUCAGGCCUUCAUAAGAGGGAGUUCCAAUGUCAAUUCUUUCGGGGAGCAAUAUGCAAAGGAUGGCAGCUGUUUCAUGCCAAUCAGUGGUUCCGGCCAUGAGAAUCUGUUUUCAAAAUAUUCGUUUUACAAUAAAAUGAAUGAGGAGGUAUUCACUUCUGCAGGUUCUAGUUAUGACGCAGGAGACAGAAGCAUUGCUAUUUAUGGUCAGCAGGACGCUGCUGCUGUAUCACUAGGCGGACUCGUAAGCAAAGAGAAUUCUAACAUCCCGUCGCAGGUUGAAAAUUGUCGGAAGGGUAAACAAACUAUUACUACCAUAUCUUUUGGAGCCUCUCAAGAUGAUCCCAGGGAUAGAAAUCAUUUGGCAGAGCUUACAAACAGCUACCAUGUGGUGCUAAAUCAAUCGACUGAAGAUCUAAGUGCAAAUGUUAUCUCAGCCACUUCAAGAGCGCAGAAAGAACCGAAGAACAAAGAGAAAACAGUAAAACAAUCUCCGACUAACUUCCCAACAAAUGUUAAAAGCUUAUUAUCCACUGGCAUCCUUGAUGGAGUUCCGGUGAAGUAUGUCUCCUGGUCAAGAGAGAAAAAUCUUCGAGGCAUGGUAAAGGGUAUGGGCUACUUGUGUGGCUGCCAGGACUGCAACCUUACUAGGGUUGUCAAUGCUUAUGAAUUCGAGCGCCAUGCCGAUUGUAAAACCAAACACCCAAACAACCACAUUUACUUCGAGAAUGGAAAGACGAUAUAUGCAGUCGUACAAGAACUGAAGAGCACCCCUCAGGAAGUUCUCUUUGAAGCUAUGGAAACAGUGACCGGAUCGCCCAUUAACCAAAAGAAUUUCAGUACAUGGAAAGCUUCAUACCAAGCUGCGACUCGCGAGCUUCACCGGAUUUAUGGGAGGGAGGAAGUGGCCGUGCAAUCUUGAUGUCGACGACGACAAGGUUAGUGAGUAAAUGUUGUUUGAAUGGAAAAAGUUGUUUGUAUGUUGGACAAAUGUUUUUCGAUGGGAUUGGGAUUUUUGUUUUGCUACAGAAAUAUGAUUAAUUU